ACUAGUUGCCAAUUUAUGAAGUUUACACCCGUGCUUUGCGGCGUUUGUGCAAUUCAAUUACAUUUUCAUCGUGUUAAUAAUUGAAUUUAACCGAAAAUACUUCCUUACAUCGCUUCGCAGACUCCUUAGAGGAUAUUUUCUGCUGGUGCACGUUUUUUCAAGUUGUAAAUAACUCUUCAGGAAUGGUAAUGGAGGCCCCCCCAUCUCCCCAAAGUGUAGGAAGGGAAUUUGUUCGACAGUACUACACUUUGCUGAACAAAGCCCCAGCUCAUCUCCAUCGCUUUUACAACCAAAACUCGUCUUUCGUUCAUGGCGGCUUGGACCCACCUAAUCGUGAAACCAGCCCCGUUAUCGGCCAGAAGCAAAUUCACCAGAAGAUCCAGCAAUUAAAUUUCCAUGAUUGUCAUGCCAAGAUCACCCAGGUGGAUUCCCAAGCCACCCUGGGGAAGGGCGUUGUGGUGCAAGUAACCGGCGAGCUCUCCAACGCAGGACAACCGAUGAGACGUUUCACUCAGACUUUCGUUUUGGCCGCUCAAAGUCCCAAGAAGUACUACGUGCAUAACGACAUCUUUAGAUACCAGGACGAAAUCAUUUCGGACGAGGAAUGCGAACCGGAGAAUCGAUCCGAACCGGAAGAUGACGCUUCUCAGGAUUGCCAUACUUUGGGAGACCAUCAGCCAAUCACCCCGGCUCCGAUUCCUUACUACAACCCCAACACUACUCCGAUGCAACCCAACAUGCCGCCGGUACCACACCACCAACCACCGCAUGUUAUGCCUCCUCCAGCCGUUCCGACGGUCAACGGGGCUGUGCAUCCGGACGACAUCGCCGUGAUACCAGGUCCCGUUCCUCAUGUCAAUGCCGGUCAAGGCCAAGUCAUGCCGGCACCAAUAACCAACAUCCAACCAGCAAACUUGGUCCAACCCCUGAAUCCUACCGCUCCGAUUGAAGAAACCCAACCCGCUGAAGCUCCAAUUGAAGAACAUCAAGAAGUUAGCUACAAUGAUUCGACUGAACAGGAACCAGAGCCCCAGGAUAUAAACACUGAACCCGUUGCAUCAAAUGAACCCAAAACGUAUGCUAAUUUGCUGAAGUCUGGAAAUAACUUACCGUUCAAUAGUCCACCGCUGGCAACUUCGGCACCAAUACAACAACCAAGAUCGGUGUCUCCACAGAACAUGGGUCCUCGAGGAGAUCAAGGAGGGUUAGGCAACCGCAAUAACAUGAAUCGUGGUCCUCGAGUUAACCAACAGAGACUUCAGAAACAGGAUUCGGGAAGGGGAGCGCCUGGACGAAAUUCGUUCAAUGAAGAAGAUGAUAGGAAGCGGCCUCAAGGCAACAACUUCGGUGAUCAAAACCAGCUCUUUUUGGGAAAUCUUCCUCACAACGCGACCGAAGAUGAGCUUCGUGAGAUCUUUUCGGAGUUUGGCGCCAUUUUGGACUUGAGGGUGCAUAGUAAACCCACCAACAAGACGGCAGUCCCUAGCGGACGCGCUCCUCCGAAUUACGGCUUCAUAACAUACGAGUCUCAGACGGGCGUGCAGAAUUGUCUUGCAGCAAAGCCGAUAUUUUAUCCUAAGGAUGACAAGAACGGUACUCAACUGAACGUGGAAGAGAAGAAGACGAAGGACCGUCAGUCGUACGGCAGCGGUCGCCCCAGCAGCAACGACAACCGCUCCCGAGACAACGGACCGAGGCGCAGCGGGCCGGGCCUGGGCGGGCCCAACAGGAACGUCACUGGGGGCAGUGGCGGCGGCUCGACCGGCAUGGUGCCCAAUCGGACUAACAACUACAACCGAGGCGGAGGACCUCCAAACCGCGGUCCCAACACGUACAACCGCCGCUAGCUUCACCACUCCUUUCACGUAUUUCUUCAAACAAACUCAUUUCGCGCGAACGAAUAGUGUAUGGGACGUGUACAGUGUUCGAGUCUGAGGAACGGAAUAAUUAUGACGUUAGUGCCAAUAGUGGUUCAUUAGCUGCAGUGUAUUUACAUCAAACCAUUUGUUUAGAGUUGUUGCUUGAACAUUCGAAUCGAAUGCCCGCCAAUCAACUAAUAGUUCUCUUUUUCAAGUACUUAUUGGCUGUGUUGUAUAAUGCGAUUGGUCAAAAAUUGGUAUUGGUUGAAUGUCGAGCAACACAAAGCGGUGUCUUUUGGGCAUAGUGUAGUGUCUCAUGACAAGUUUCAUGGUUUGAACUUAAAUAUAUUCAACAGCAGGUCACCACGGGUCAUACGUUUUUCAAACUAUUAUUUUACAUUCAUAACCUAACAGCUGUAUGCAUGUUGAUGUUAGUAGCUGCUAACUCGUAACUAAAUUUUCUACUAGAUUUGUUUUGUUUUAUUCUUUUUUAAUGCCAAAUGUACAUUACACCCCAAAUGUACAUAAAUAAAAAUAAAUAUAAUAGCAAAUAGUCUUUUUAUGUGAAUAUUAUGAUAUUAACAAUAGUAGAAAAUUUAGUGUAUUAGCUUCUAAGGUCACCUAUUCAUAUGGUUCUAAACAUAAUUUAAAUUACCUUUAAGAUUUUUCAAUUGUAUUUUCAGUUUUACAUAGUACUUUAAGUAUUUAUCUUUUUUAAGUCUCAUUUAGGUACUUCCCCCAUAUUUUAUCAACAGUUGUGUAUUCUUAACGCAAAAUACACAACGCCGUUUAUGUAUACAAUAGAGAACGUUUAUUUUAUUGCAGCUAUGUUUGUCUUAAACAUUUUGACAUCGCGUUUUUGAUUUUAUCCAGUAGUAUACAUUUUUAACUAGUUUGUUUCUAGUUAGCUCUCCCCAAUAACGGCCAUUUUCAUACUUUGUUACAUCCCUAAACAAGAUGUUAGUCCACGAUAAUUUCAAGUUACAUGUAAAUAAAUAGAGGACCGAGGUCCAGUUUUAUUUAAAGUAGAAUGAUGUGAAAGUGUUUUGUUAAUUUUUAUAAAAAUGUCUUGGUGAAAAAGUGGAAUGUUAUUUACAGGCUUAGUUUCACUUUAUUUCCCUCAUUUUUUGUUAGCAGUAUUUGUUCCUUUUUCCCUGUGAUAAUUGAAUUUCUUCUCCAAAACUCACCGUCGCAUUUUACCAAAGUUCUUCCUUCUCAAAACUAAGACUUGUGCAGGUUCCACUAGUCACAAUAAAGUUUCAGGUUUUUUCAGUUUGUCGUUCCUGUAAUAUUGUCAAAUUGUUAUUAGUAAGAUUAAAGGAAAUUGUUACAGCAAA
This is a messenger RNA of Zophobas morio, 3196 nucleotides long. It is a transcript of the gene rin, whose product is annotated as ras GTPase-activating protein-binding protein 2. Gene Ontology annotation, molecular function: mRNA binding. Lineage: Eukaryota; Metazoa; Arthropoda; Insecta; Coleoptera; Tenebrionidae. The coding region runs from base 183 to 1847 and encodes 554 amino acids. The record is from RefSeq and is a predicted model, not a curated record. The transcript has 8 exons. Gene Ontology annotation, cellular component: cytosol; ribonucleoprotein complex.